CUAUGUCGCUUUGAAAUGGCGGACGUUUAGGGGGAGUGUCUUGCAAAAAUUCGUAUUACAGGAUAUUUUAUACGCACUAAAGCUUACAUCGCCUGCACGUACAUUCCGAUAAAAGACUGAUUAACAUUUAAAAGUGGACAAAAAUGGCGUGGCGGUUCAAAGCUUCGAAAUAUAAAAAUGCUGCACCUAUAGUACCCAAGCCUGAAGCAUGUAUCAGAGAUAUAUGUGUAGGCUCCUACCAGACGUAUGGGAACAACAUUUGUGCAUCGGCUGCUUUCAUGGCAUUCAACUGGGAGCAUGUUGGCUCCAGUCUUGCGGUGUUACCACUCGAUGACUGCGGGAGGAAAAGCAAAACGAUGCCAUUGCUUCAUGCCCAUUCAGAUACUAUUACAGAUAUGGAGUUUUCACCAUUCCAUGAUGGAUUACUACUUACAGGCUCACAGGAUUCAUUGGUGAAAGUUUGGCACAUCCCACCAGAGGGUCUCAAGGAGUCGCUGUCCACUGCUGAGUGCACACUCUCGCAGAAGCAACGGCGAGUGGAGAAUGUUGGAUUCCACCCAGUGGCUGAUGGGUUAAUACAUGUCGCGUCCGGACAUGAACUCGCUUUAUGGGAUUUGACCAAGCAGAAGGAAGCUUUCGUUAAUAGAGAUCACGGUGAGGUGAUUCAGUCCUCGUCGUGGAAGAAAGAUGGACGACUGAUCGUGACGUCAUGCAAGGACAAGAAAGUACGCAUCAUUGAUCCGAGAGCAUCCACUGCAGUCGUGGAUGUGGCCAACAGUCAUCAGAAUAUCAAGGACAGCAGGGUCGUGUGGCUCGGAGAUCAGGAUCGUAUAUUAACUACCGGUUUUGAUUCUGCCAGACUUCGUCAGAUCAUGAUCCGUGAUGUACGUAACCUGUCGCAAACCCAGAAGACGUUGGAACUGGACUGCUCCACUGGGAUCCUGAUGCCUUUGUUCGACCCGGACACGAACAUGCUGUUCUUGGCUGGAAAGGGAGAUACCACCAUACUCUACAUGGAGUUGACUGAUCGGGAGCCAUAUCUUAUAGAGGGGUUGAGGCACUCGGGUGAACAAACGAAGGGCGCGUGUUUGGUGCCAAAACGAGCGCUGCGUGUGAUGGAGGCCGAGGUGAACCGCGUGCUGCAACUCGCCAGCUCGACUGUGGUACCCAUUAUGUACCAGGUGCCCAGGAAGAGUUAUCGGGAUUACCACGCGGACCUGUACCCGGAGACGAGUGGCGCAGUAACUUACCUCAGCGCACCCAUGUGGCUGCAGAAUCAAGACCAUCCGUUGCCCAACAUCUCCAUGCAUCCUGACGCCAACAAUUCACAGGUGCAUAGAGGAAACUUAGAAGAGCUUGUAAAUACUAUCCUAGCGAUGCCACCUCCAAAGAAAGUUGACAACAAGAAACCCAUUACUCCAGUUCAAGUCGACGAACCAGUAAAACCAGUCGUCAAACCUCAACCCGAACCCAUAGACGAAGACCGCAUAGAUUUCGUCAACGUUAAAGACCUAAUCAAAGAUAUGGAACGGCAAAAAAACAGGGAGCCAAAAAUUACAGACUCAAAAGAUACCAACGGAUUUCAUAAGAAGAUCAUUGAUAAUGGUCAUGAUAACUUCAUAGAUAAAAAAGCUAUUGAUGCUGAAAAAGAAUUGGCUGAAAACAUUGAAAAGACAGACGACAAUACUGAAAAGGCCACGGAUAAUACGGAGAGGAUAGCGCAGAAGACCGAAAAGGUUAUAGAAAAGACCGACAGCUCAGAUUCUAAUGAGACUUCGUUGUCGAGAAGUAAUAGUCUCAUUAAUGGUAUACCUAUACAAGUGCCAAAACCCUUGCCAAGAUCUUCGAUUUCAGAGCCAGGAGCUGGAGAGGAGCAUACAGAAGCUCCCAAGCCUAAACCUAGAACGACAACAGUACCAAUCUCUGGUUAUAAGCCUCGUCUGGGCCCUAAGCCGUUCUCCACGUCGUCUGGCAGUGAGGAUUUCUCGUUCGACAAGGUGUUCUCAGUACCCGCCGUGCCCGGCAUGACCAAGUCUGACUCUGCGACAUCACCAAUUACAUCAGCAACCACUCCGGUGACGUCAACACCCAUCGCAAAGGAUUCCACAGAUGAGAAGGAUAAGUCCCUAUCUCCAACUAGCGACGUGGAAGUAGCUACCAAAGAGGAAUACACAAAUGGUAAAUCAGAUACGAGCUUAGAAGAAGAAGUGAAUUCUUCAGACUCUGGGUACAGACCGAAGACACCAAGCACGGCCGAGAGGCGAAAACUGUUCGAGACUACAGACGGGAACCAGUCGAUCGCUGAGCGGCGGCGUGCGUACGAGUCGCGGUCGGUGAGCGUGGCCGUUGAAUCCGACACGCCCCCGUCGCCCGCGCCCCUCAGACGCCGAGACUCGUUGAAGUCCCGCAAGAGUCCAGAUCGCGAAGACAAGCGCGCCUCUGUUCCAAAUGUCACCACGAAGCGCACUUCCACUGUGUUUGGCAAAGUGUCGAAAUUCCGCCACUUAAAAGGGACACCAGGCCACAAGUCUACACAUAUUGAAAAUAUUAAGAAUAUAAGCAGACAAAUCUCUGGAGAGUGCAAUGGAUUUUAUGCGAACGGCGUGCGGUGCGCGGUGCCGCUGGGCGGCGGCGGCGGGCGCGUGGGCGUGGUGGAGCUGCCGGCCGGCGCCUCCCCGCGCGCCGCCGCGCCCCCCGCGCCGCCCGCCGCCCGCCAGCCCGCCGCGCUGCUGCACCCCGCGCCGCUGCAGGACUGGGCCUGGGACCCCUUCACCGACACCCGGCUGCUGGUCGCCUGCGACGACGGACUCGUGCGCGAGUGGAUCAUACCCGACCACGGUCUACAAGAAUCAACCAACGAACCUGCACGCACGUUCUCCGCUCAUCCCGACAAGAUCUACCUCAUCCGAUUCCACCCGACCGCAUCAGAUCUGCUCACCACAGCCGCUCACGAUCUCACCGUUAAGAUAUGGGAUCUUAGCGAGCAGGAACCGAAACCUGCCAUCACCCUCACUGGCCACACAGAUCAGAUCUUUGCUAUUGACUGGUCGCAAAGUGGAGAAUACCUCGCUACAGUCUGCAAGGAUGGUCUGAUCAGGGUAUUUGAGCCACGAGCGUCAACGGAAGCAAUACGCAGCGGAAAAGGGCCAGCUGGAGGUCGCGGCGCACGCAUCGUGUGGGCACUCGGCGACACUCAUCUCGUCGUCACCGGCUUCGACAAAGUGUCAGAGCGUCAGAUCUUAUUGUACUGCGCUAGUGAUCUGUCCGCGCCGCUGUGUACUGUGGGGCUGGACGUGUCUCCGGCCAUAUUGCAGACCUACAUCGACCAUGAUUCGGGGACCCUGUUUCUAACUGGACGGGGCGAUUCGACGAUCUACUGCUACGAGGUGACGUGCGAGGCGCCAUUCGUGGUCCCGCUGUCUCACCACCGCGCGACCACUCUUCACCAGGGGAUCAGCUUCCUGCACAAGAACUUACUCGCCGUCGAAAAGGUUGAAUUCGCGCGAGCGUUGCGACUUACAAACGGUAAUAUCGAGCCGUUGUCGUUCACAGUGCCCAGAAUAAAGAGCGAGCUGUUCCAAGACGACCUGUUCCCGCCGACGGCGGUGACGUGGGAGCCGUGGCAGGCCGCCGCCGACUGGCUCCGCGGCGCCACCGUCGCACCGCGGGUGGCCAGCCUGCAGCCGCCCGGCAUGGAGCCCCUAUCUGCGCAUACGACACCAUCGACGCCGCGACCAGAGAAAUCUCAGCAGAAACCCAAACCUGACCUGAUCAAGGCCCAUGUGCCGUUGAAUCCUAAAGAGAAGGAAGACAGUAUAAUGAAAUCGAUGAGCGCGAAACUGCAAAUGGAUCUCAAAUUGGAACAAGACAGUAUGGAGGGAGUGGAAGAGGCCGAGUGGGACCAGUAGGGCUCCGAAGUGCAAUUGUAGCUUAGUAUCGAGGCUCCCCAACACGGUUGGUUUAUACCCCAAAUAUUAUACGGCAAAAUUCAAUGAUUAAUAUAUGGAGCGAGAAAAAAACAUUUUGGUUUAUGUAAGCUUAACACUCAAAUCGUUUGAAUGGGUGUAAUAUAUAUUUCUAAGAUAUAUUUAAGCGCGGAUAUGAGCUUUAUUCAAAUGG
Messenger RNA from Achroia grisella, 4119 nucleotides. RefSeq names its product coronin-7-like (gene pod1). The record is from RefSeq and is a predicted model, not a curated record. Lineage: Eukaryota; Metazoa; Arthropoda; Insecta; Lepidoptera; Pyralidae. Gene Ontology annotation, molecular function: protein binding. The transcript is spliced from 23 exons. Bases 144 to 3908 code for a protein of 1254 amino acids.